CGUAUGACAGUGUUUUGAGGGGGACUGUUUGGAGGGGAAGAGCAGAUUAUUUAACAUUCUGAGGAGUAAGGAGGAAGAAGGAGAUGGAAUUUGGUCUGCUUUUAAUCGGAAUGUGAAGGGUGUAGAGCUCUGGGAUGUGGAUGGCGGUGGAUUAACAGCGACAUCGUACGCACUCGCUUUACCUGAUUCUCAAAAACAAACCUGAGAGAACAAGGACACAGCUCCCUUAACAGGCAAUUUUCACUCGCUUUUCAAACGGGAGAUCAUCGUCCCUUUGGACACUGUGCUCGAAUGAGCUUAAUUUUUUGCACCCUCUCCAGAUUGGUUGGCGGGGGGGCGUUUUUUUGGAUGGAAUGAUUUUGUAAAAUUGUUUCCAUUUAAAGACUGAUAUUUUUUCUCUCUCUCUGUUAAACCAGUCUCCCUUCAGUUGGCGAACUCCAACCCUGGAUUUUGCUCUCCUUUUCAAAAAGCUUUUUGCAUUUCUUUAAAAAAAAAUUGACGUUAGAUUAUCCAAAUAUUAUAAUAAUGGUACAUGUAAUGAUGUAUCAUUUGCGGGGGUAGAGACUUGCAUCCGGAGUGGAACAUGUGAAGAAGAUAGGCUGGGAUAAGAGCUUGUGAAAGCCACAGAGCAAACCCUGCCUUGGCUGACCCACACGCUGUUUGGGGAGACGGAGGGCUUCCACUAAGCACAUUGGAGAGACUAUGUUUGGAGAUGAUGAGGUGGAGUUCCCAGAGCACCGCGCAGGAGAUUGGCGAGGAAACCGAAGACGGUGCCAUCUACACAAUAACACUCAGGAGGGUUCAGGUGCACCAGGCAGCAAGCAAAGGCCAGCGAUGGCUGGGGGUAGACAGCGAACCUGCCAUGAACCUGUACGAAACAUGCAAAGUGCGGACCAUCAAGGCCGGGACGCUGGAGAAACUGGUGGAAUACCUGGUCUCUGCCUUCAAAGGCAAUGACUCCACCUACGUCACCAUCUUCCUGUGCACCUACCGCGCCUUCGCCUCAACCAAACAAGUGUUAGACCUGCUGCUGAACAGAUAUGGAAACUUGCACCAAAUGAAUGGAGACGUAUCCAAGCUUACACCGGAUGACCGGCUGGAACUGAAAAAAACCAUUUCAUCGAUCCUGGGAGCCUGGCUCGAUCAGUAUUCUGAAGAUUUCCGGAAACCACCGGAUUACUCCUGCCUGAAGCAUCUCUACGCCUACAUCCGUCAGAUGUUCCCUGGAUCAGACCUGCAGCGUCGCGCUCAAGUCCUCCUUGGCACCUUCCAAAGGCACAAGGAAGCAGAGCCUGAUCAGGACGCACCUGAUCACAGUAGCUGCACCGACACACUGGUGGAGGAGAAUGGGUUUGAAGAUGAAAAGCCUGAUUUCCUCUCGUUCAUUGCAAGUGUGGUGGCCGAGCAGUUUACAUUAAUGGAUGCGGAAUUGUUCAAGAAAGUUGUUCCAUAUCACUGCCUGGGAAGCAUUUGGUCCCAGAGAGACAAGAAGGGGAAGGAGCAUCUGGCGCCCACCAUCCGCGCGACAGUCGCGCAGUUUAACAGAGUCACAAACUGUGUCAUUGCAACAUGCCUGUGCGACAAGACCCUGAAACCCCAGCAGAGAGCUAAGAUCAUCGAGAGGUGGAUUGAGGUGGCCAGGGAAUGCAGAAUCUUCAAAAAUUUCUCCUCGUUACGGGCCAUUCUCUCUGCGUUACAGUGCAACUCAGUUCACAGGCUGAAGAAGAGUUGGGAUGAAGUGUCAAGAGAGAACAUCCGAAUAUUCCAGGAGCUGUCAGAAAUCUUCUCCGAUGACAACAACCACUCCUUGAGCCGUGAGCUCCUCAUCAAGGAGGGAACUUCGAAGUUUGCCACGCUUGAUAUCAACCCCAAAAGGGCUCAGAAACGACAACAGCAGCAAAAGGAAAUGGGUGUAAUGCAGGGUACGAUCCCAUACCUGGGAACCUUCCUCACUGACCUGGUCAUGUUGGACACUGCAGUGAAAGAUCAUUUGGAUGGAGGCUUGAUCAACUUUGAGAAAAGGAGGAAGGAGUUUGAAGUGAUCGCCCAGAUUAAGUUGUUGCAGUUGGCCUGUAAUAAUUACUCCUUUACCCCAGACCAUCGGUUUGUGGAGUGGUUUCGAAGUAUCGAGCAGCUGACUGAGGCUGAAAGUUACAACCUCUCGUGUGAAAUUGAGCCUCUGGCAGAGUCAGCGAGCAACACUUUGAAAGCAAAAAAGAACUCUGGCAUCAUCAAACGGUGGACUGACAGGCAGACACCGACUGCUGACACUCCGAGCACGGGCGCCCAGUCUCGAUCCUGCGAGCAGCUCAAGUAUGGACCGUACCUGAGCGGUGGAGACGCGGCAGACUCGGUUAGCGUCACCUCUGCUGGCUCGAGCAACUCUGACGCGGAAGAGAUCAACGUCAGCUUCAUCUCGGAAUCGCCGGAUUCCCAGGAGAAAAAGUUCUGGGAAUCAACGUCGCUGUCCUCAUUGGACACAUCUGGAAUCGGCUCAGGGUCAAGCAGUGCAUCCUCCUCCUCAGUCUCCUCCACACCUAUAACGUCCACCAGAACACACAAACGCUCUGUCUCGGGAAUAUCCAGCUACUCCACACUAUCUCUGCCACUUUAUAACCAGCAGGUGGACGACUGCUGUAUCAUCCGGGUCAGCCUGGACGUUGACAAUGGGAACAUGUACAAGAGCAUUUUGGUGACGAGCCAGGAUAAAACACCAGUUGUCAUUCGAAAGGCUAUGGCCAAGCACAAUUUGGAUGGGGAUAGGCCUGAGGAGUACGAGCUGGUGCAGGUCAUCGCUGAGGACAGAGAAUUGAAAAUCCCUGACAAUGCGAAUGUAUUUUAUGCUAUGAAUUCGUCUGUCAACUAUGACUUUAUGCUGAAGAAAAGGGGCCACCCAAAAGCAGGUAAAACAAAACAUGUUUCCAGUUCGACUCUCCCCAGAAUGAAGCAAAAGGGACUGAAGAUUACAAAAAGUAUCUUCUGACUCCUCUGAGCUGGGCUGACUCCCUGCGUUUGCUGGAUUUGCUGAAACUUUAUAUGUAAGAAAAAGAAUCAGUGUUACAAUUAAAUGUGCAAUAUUGUCUCUGACCGUGACUACUGGAAAUGUCAAAGUCUAGGCACUUAUUCAGUUUUAUUGAAGAUAUGGAAAGGCACUACACUAAAAUGGACUGGGUUUGACUGGGAUCUCUUUGUAAUGAGUGGUUCCAUCAUUUGCUAGAAAGGAUGAGAGAAUGGUCACACAUCCAGUUAAGUCACUUUGAACAGACUGGUCACCAUGGACUGGUGAUGUGAGUGUGAGAGGAUUAUAUGCCUGAUGGAGGGAUAAGUUCCAGGAACACUGGCUCUCCGAUGAAGACAGGAACCAUUACGCCUCAACGCCUGUAAAGUACAUUGGUUUGUCCAGAGGUUAUUGAAGUGGAUAUAGAAUGCUGAACCUGUCAUUGUAACAUAGAAACUUUUGUUAUGCCCCAACUCCUAGCUCUGGAGGUGACUCAUCUAUUACCUGGUCUUGUACAGUAACUUGCCCUGAAACUCUGAGGAGAGAGAAGACAAUGACUUCAACCAGGUGUGAGAAUCCUUACAACCAUGUCUCUGAGUCCUGCUAUGAAGAGCCCUCCACCUUUAAAAGUUAUCUGAUUUCAACGGGACCCCACCUUCACUCACAUUGAAGAGAACACACAGCUAGCAGUCGAUUUGUCAUUGUUGAAAUGAGAACUUUAACCUGGGAUGCAAGUCUAAUGUUCUCUUGGCCUGAUGUUGCCAAUCAGACCAUAGACUGGAAGACAUCUGCAAUAAGAUUGUCAAAUGAAAGAGGUCAAACUGGCCAACGAAUGAUGGCCAACCCUCAAAUGAUUCAUUUACUACAUUUUUAACAGAGGGUCAGUUCUUGUUGAGUAGCUCAGGAGCCUGGAUGGGGGUCAGAAUUGACAAAAUUGUACAGUUAAAAUCCGAGCUGAUAUGGAAAACCUUAGUUCUUUUUCUUAAAUUACAAAGAAAUAGGAUUCCAUUUCAAUGAACUGUGCUGACUUUUUAAAAAAAAAGGUUUGUUUUGUAAAAACGAUUGAAUCUUUUUUGGGACAAUAUUUAUUCAUUGUACAGACAUUAAAUUCUUGAGUGGAAUUGUAAAUUUCUUACUGUUGAAUAUUAUUUAAUAUAUUAACUUGUUACCGAUACUUGUAAUUAUCUUGCUGUUCGCUCAUUGGGUCUUGUCCGGUGAAAAUGUGAUGUCUUUGUUACUUUUCAUUUGUAUCCUGUAAAAAGAGGGAUGAUCGUGAACACAACUUCGAACAAGCCAUUUACCUUUAGUGCUUUUAUCUGUGCUUCUAGUGAAUGUAUCUAGCCAGCUUCUAGUUACAUGACCCUGGGUUUUGUCAACAUGUUCUUCUGUAAGGCUGAGAUAACGUACAUGGACUUCCCAAAAGUGUUUGAUUUAAAGUGUCAGACAAUGGAACUGGGAGCAGAAACAGAGCACAUGGAAUCCGAGAUAACAAAGUGUGGAGCUGGAUGAA
Messenger RNA from Stegostoma tigrinum, 4508 nucleotides. Its product is annotated as ral guanine nucleotide dissociation stimulator-like. Gene Ontology annotation, biological process: positive regulation of GTPase activity; Ras protein signal transduction. The record is from RefSeq and is a predicted model, not a curated record. The coding region runs from base 713 to 2983 and encodes 756 amino acids. Gene Ontology annotation, molecular function: guanyl-nucleotide exchange factor activity. Gene Ontology annotation, cellular component: plasma membrane. The transcript has 18 exons. NCBI's taxonomy places the organism in Eukaryota, Metazoa, Chordata, Chondrichthyes, Orectolobiformes, Stegostomatidae.